UCCUAGAUAUAUAACUAAUUUCUUCCAAGGUUAGGUGAAAACUGCAAGGGAGGAGUUGGAGGGCGGCGCCCGUUUUAGGAUGGAUUCCGAGUAGGGGGCAGGGUUAUACAGGCACACUGAGACUUCAUUGAGCGCAGUGCACUUCUGCAUGAGUGGGUUCUGUGUAACACUGAAGCUACUGUGCCCUUUCACGGACUGUAUCAUCAUCCUCAGCCCCUGGCUGCUCGAUCCCAGGGAUGUGCGAACCAGCUUCAUGGAGGCCGUGCAAGAUCCUACAACUACAUUGUGAAUGCGCACAAAGACUGAAGAGGAUAUCCGAUGUAAAUACAAAAUUGCGCAACUACACGCGUGAGCAUUAUUAGCGCACAUUGACUAAAGCGAGCCAGUUGGACAGAAUGAUGAUUGGUCACAGCUUCAGCUUAAAAAAGAAAUGAUUGAGGUUUCAAUUGUUCAUACUGGCAAAAAAUAAGGAUUUAUAGUUGACAUUUGAACCAUAUUCUGGGUAAAGGAAGUUGGAAUCCUCUGAAGCUACUUUUUACAUGCUUAAGCUGUCUGACCUUAUCUGAAAUGCUGAGAAGAAAACUAAGGCACUGUAAAAGCUUCAAUCUCUUCAUUCUUAUUGCUCUUACUGUGGGAACACUUACAUUUCUAAAAAACCACCACAAACAUCCACUUUUCAGCAGCAGGAAUUUGGAGUUGACAGAUGAUUAUCUGGGCAGUCAUAUUAACUGCACCAAGAUUAUACGAGGGCACAUAGAGGAAAUACAAAAUGCCAAGUUAGAAAUUUUAACCGUUAAGUACAAAAAACAGAGACAUCAACUGACAGAAAAUGACUACAUUAACAUGACGAACAAUUGUGAUUCCUUUACCAAAGAGCGUAAAUAUAUUCUUUACCCCCUUAGCAAAGAGGAAGAAAAGUUCCCCAUUGCAUAUUCUAUUGUAGUGCACCAUAAAAUUGAUAUGCUGGAGAGAUUGUUGCGUUCUAUAUACAUGCCUCAGAAUUACUACUGUAUUCACGUUGACAAAAAAUCUUCUGAAUCUUUUUUGAAUGCAGUCAAGGCAAUUGCAUCUUGUUUUGACAAUGUUUUUAUUGCUAGCCAGUUGGAGAGUGUAGUGUACGCAUCGUGGUCUCGAGUACAGGCUGACCUUAACUGUAUGCACGAUCUCAACCGUAUUAAUGCACAAUGGAAAUAUUUGAUCAACCUCUGUGGAAUGGACUUUCCCAUAAAGACAAAUCGGGAGAUGGUAGAGACAUUAAAGGCCUUAAAAGGGGAAAACAGCUUGGAAUCUGAAAAAAUGCCCUCAAACAAAGAACGACGCUGGCAAAAACAUCAUGAGGUUGUAGAGGGCAAAGUGAAAAUAACGGACGUUAACAAAAAUUCCCCACCAUUUGAAACAAAGAUAUUUUCUGGCAGUGCCUACUUUGUAGUAAGUAGGGCUUUUGUUAAUUAUGUUUUAACAAAUGAAAAAAUGAAAGAAUUUUUGGAAUGGUCUAAAGACACUUACAGUCCUGAUGAAUUUUUAUGGGCUACUAUUCAGAGAAUACCAGAUGUGCCAAGUUAUCUUCCAGCCAACAGUAAAUAUGAUGUUUCUGACAUGAAUGCUGUUGCCAGGUUUGUAAAAUGGAAUUACUUUGAAGGAGAUUUGACCAAAGGAGCUCCGUAUCCACCAUGCAACGGUGUUCAUGUUCGUUCAAUUUGUGUAUUUGGUGCAGGGGACUUGCAGUUCAUGUUGGGGAAACGUCAUUUAUUUGGCAACAAGUUUGAUAUUGACGUUGACCCUUUUGCAAUUCAGUGCCUGGAGGAGCAUUUAAGACACAAAGCUUUGUACACUCACAAACCUAUUUAAUUAUUUUUUUUCUACUUGUUGAUGGUUUACAUUGAAAGUGCUGUUAUACAGCAUUCUGAUCUUAGUAUGAAGGAACGAUUUGCUAUCUUGCACAUUACAAGGCAGAAUUAAAGGGAAUGGCACACAAAUCAUGAAUCUACGUUACAGCAGCUCCUAUGUAGCGGCACUGUGGUGUCCUAAAACCCACCUGCUUACCACUAUAAAAGCUUAAAGGGACAGUAAAGUCAACAACAUUUCUGAUUUCAGAGAACAGGCUAUUUUAAUUAAAAUUGACUUUCAUUAUUUAAUUUGCAUAAUUCUCUUGGUAUCCUUUGUUGAAAAGCAUGCCUAGGUAGGCAAAGGAGCAGCAAUGCACUACUGUGCGCUAGCUCAUGAUUGGUGGCUGCACAUAUAAACCUCUUAUUUGCUUACCCAAUGUGUUCAGCUAGAUUCCAGUAUUGCAUUGCUUCUCCUUCAACAAAAGAACUAAGCAAAUUCUACUGUUUUUUGUUUGUUUUUUUAAUCGUAUGUGUUUUCAAAUCAUAAAAAAGGGUUUCAUAUCCCUUUUAAUUAAAGCAAUCUGGCAGGAAUUAUGUGACGUUAGUUCUGAAAUAAUGGAGCCUCCCAUGCAAUUGUUGCUUUAAAUUUGUGUUCAAAUGUUAAAUGCACUAUUUUAUCUGUGCUCUUUCAUUAAACCGUUUAUGUUCUGCAGAAGUCAACCAAAGAAUAAUCUGGUGUAUCUGAAAAAAAUGUGAGUUUGCAAUGAAAUAUUAUUUUUGUUUUCAUUUUACCAGAAUAUCCGUAACUUGUUCAUGUAGUUUAGGUGAUGUUCAGCGUCUGCACUAUUUUAUUUGUAAAUUUGUCACAGGGCUGCUUGCAUUAAAUAAUUGUCUUUAAAACUUU
Molecule: messenger RNA, 2730 nt
Organism: Bombina bombina (fire-bellied toad)
Lineage: Eukaryota; Metazoa; Chordata; Amphibia; Anura; Bombinatoridae
Gene: GCNT1
Product: glucosaminyl (N-acetyl) transferase 1
Exons: 3
Coding region: 568-1848 (426 amino acids)
Cellular component (GO): membrane
Molecular function (GO): beta-1,3-galactosyl-O-glycosyl-glycoprotein beta-1,6-N-acetylglucosaminyltransferase activity
Source: RefSeq, a predicted model, not a curated record